Messenger RNA from Haemorhous mexicanus (house finch), 3936 nucleotides. RefSeq names its product methyltransferase 18, RPL3 N3(tau)-histidine (gene METTL18). Gene Ontology annotation, molecular function: protein-L-histidine N-tele-methyltransferase activity. The record is from RefSeq and is a predicted model, not a curated record. The coding region runs from base 511 to 1563 and encodes 350 amino acids. Lineage: Eukaryota; Metazoa; Chordata; Aves; Passeriformes; Fringillidae. The transcript is spliced from 2 exons. Gene Ontology annotation, biological process: peptidyl-histidine methylation, to form tele-methylhistidine.
GAGGGCACGGCGCGGGGAAAGCGGGGUGGGAAACACUCCCGGAGCCCCGAACCCGGACUGCGGGGCAGCUCCGCGACUUGGGGUUGCGCCCCUCGAAACGCUGAGUCUGAAAUGCGAGUUUUAGCGGAGCUGGCAGGUGUCCUAAUUCCCUUGUCUGGUAUGUGAGAUGGGGUCAGCUUUGACGCUGUGUUUUAGUAAAUAUAAGUCGUUAGAGAGCGGGCUUUUAAAAUUACAGAAUAGUUAGGGUUGGAAGGGAGCCCUGGAGAUCAUCCGGUCCAAUCCCCCUGCCAAGGCAGCGUCCCCCAGAGCUGGUGACACAGCGACGCGUCCAGGUGGAUUUGGAAUGUUUCCAGAGGGAGACUCCACGGCUUUCCGGAGGAGCCAGCAGUUCACCUGGCUCUUGGCAAGACAUCUGAUACUGCACCAGCGAAAUACUCUGUCCUGCAACAAUAUCUACAUUAAAGCUUGGCUGUAAUAAAUUAAGCUUUUACAAAACUGUUAUUCCUGAAAAUGGAUUUUCAAUUUAAUUUUGCUGUUGAUGAAAAUGAGAACAGCGAGGCAGACACUCACUUCUUACUGCUGUGCUCUCCAGAACACAAGCAGGAAUCCAGGGAAAAGAGCAGGGGAACUGCCGAUCUUGCAGCAAAGCCCAGCCCGAAGCUGGCUGCUGCUAAGCACCAGGAUGAGGCAGCUUUGAAGAAGAACCUCUGUGUGAAAGCUGCCAAGGAGCACAGCAUUCCCCAAGAUCUCAACAAAGCAUUGGAAAAUAAAGUCAUGGAAACAGUAUUGGGCCUGUCUCAUGUAAAGCUGUCUGUAGUGGAAAAGACGUGUUCAGGUGAUGCUGACAGCGAAGGCAUUGUGUCCAAAAGUGUUUCUUCUCACUCUGAUCUCAUCCCAGGAGUCUAUGAAGGAGGGCUGAAAAUCUGGGAAUGCACCUUUGAUCUCAUGGACUACUUGUCUGAGGCUGAAAUAGAAUUUACCAACAAGACUGUAUUGGAUCUUGGCUGUGGGGCUGGAUUGUUGGGAAUUGUUGCUUUACAGGGUGAAGCUGCCAGAGUCCAUUUUCAGGACUACAACAGCACAGUGAUUGAUGAAAUAACCUUGCCUAAUGUGGUGGCCAACUGUAUCAGUGAAGGCAGGAGGAUGGGCAGUGGGAAGGACAGAAAAGCCAGCAAACCUCCUUCAAAGAGGCCCAGAAAAGCAGAGGGCUCACCUGAUGUGCUCAACAGAUGCAGAUUUUUUUCUGGAGAAUGGUCUCAAGUCAGCCAGCUCCUGUCAAACAGCAGCAAACCCUGUGUGAAGUACGAUAUAAUUCUCACCUCUGAGACCAUCUAUAAUCCUGACUACUACAGUGCUUUGCAUGAUACACUGGCUCAGCUCCUGGACAGAAAUGGCUGUGUGUAUUUGGCAAGCAAAGUGCAUUAUUUUGGAGUUGGUGGUGGUGUCUAUCUCUUUGAGAAGUUCAUUGAAGACAAAAACGUGUUUAAAACCAGGAUGGUUAAAACAAUUGAUCAGGGUCUGCAGCGAUGCAUUAUGGAAAUUGCCUUUAAAAAUUCCUGUUAAAAUUAAACUAUUGAUCUUCCAAAAAAUAACUGAAAAAUGUUUUAAUCCUCAUGUCUCUCUUUGCUAUUUCCUCUGUUAUUCUGGUUUAACGAAUUAAGGAUGGUGGUUGUGGAAAUGUUUGACAAAUUCUAGUGUUUGACUAGAAGUGAGGGAUUUUUCUGAUGUUGAUUUUGCAUAGAGUUCUGUUUAAAGCAGCAUCUGUUUAUGAUAAUUUAUACACAAAGGUUAAGCAAGUCAUUGUCUCCAGCCAGGCUUUCGCAUUCUCUGUGAGCAGCAGAACUGUACAGCACAGGAAUGACAUACAUGAGGUAUUGUGGCUGAAUGAGGUAAAUUUAGCAUCCAAAAUUAGUGCAAGAGGCUUUUCCCAAUGGUUGGGGUAGCCUGACUGCAGCCAGAUUCAGGCAGGGACCACAGUCCUCUGAGCUCUGCUGCUUUGCCAGCAGAGGGGGAUGUGAUUGUAUUUAUCACUCAUGGGGAACUCAGAAAUCCAUGUAACAUUUCCAUGUGUAAUGCACACAUGAUGUACUCAAGCUCUUUAAAGAGUGUAACAAUAUUAACCACCGUGGUCUUUAAAUUUUCACAUUCAGAUUUUGUCAUAGGCUAAGAAAAUUUUAGCAAGGAAUUAGAAAAAGCCAUGCUGGUUUAGAAGCUGACUUGAAAGAAUAUUCUACACAAGACAAGCUCCUUCUACCAACCAACAAGCCUACAAAUGAAAUACUGGAGGAUGAUGAUAGAACUGAGCUUUAGGAGAUAAUUGGAAAAGGAGAUAAACUGUGCUGUUACAGGAGUUUAAUAGAUUGCUGUACUGUUUUAAACAAGAUUUUUCCAGAAAUUAUUUGCCCCUUUUUCUAAACUUGCUGGGGGUACUACUGAACAUCCACACCUCUUCAAUCUUCUCACAGCAGUUUGGCAGGACAGAAAGCACUCAGAAAAGCACUUCCCUAGGCUGAAGACAGUGAUGUUACUGAAAGAGAUCACUGCAGAACUACACAACCUGGUCUUGAGCACUCACUGCCACUGGCAACUCAAACAAAAAGAGGAAAUCCACUGCAUGUUUUGCCCUGGCCAAAACCAGACAGAGAGCUCUUAGACAGCUGUUGUCAUCAUGCACUGCUUUAUCAGAAAUAUAAACUUGGGAGACAGUGACCACUGCUGUAAACUGAAUGCAAGGAUCUUCAGUGUAGAGCAGAAGGAAAUAGUCUGAGGGGAUGGAAAGAAACUUAGUACAGCAGUGAUGUAAAUCACUUUAAUUACACCAUCAAGUUUCCAUCACUGAAGGUGCUGAAAGUCUAUGCCAAGGUUCCUAUUUUGAAUCUCCUGCUAUUAAGAUAGAGUUGUAAAGGAUUUCCUGCACUUCACAGAAGAGCCUUCACUACUGUUUCAGAUUAUUUUAAAGGGAUCCUGUGGAAACUACUGAAUUUAGCCUCUCAUAGGAUAGGAGAGAGAGGGAAAAAGUCAGUUUUGCCAUGACUGCCAUGGUGCUUUGGAAUUUUUCUGCACCAACUCUGAAACUUAAUGAUGGUAACUGCUGACUACAGAGCAAGAAACAAAGAAAGUUUUAGCUUUGGCAAAUCAAGAAGGUACUGUUUACAGCUCUUUUUAUCUUUCUGUCAAAACAGAGAAGCUGGAAACAAAUGGGAUACCAUUUGUCAUUUUUUCACACUCAAUCCUAAGAUAAAUCAUGGCUUGUACUGUAUAGGUUGUUCUACACCUGCUAGUCUAGUGCAGUUCCAGAGAACCAUACCUCAAGUAAUAAGAAAUGUGACAUCUAUGACAAAGAAUAUGGGUAGGAACGAGAAUCUCAUGUAAUUUUGGAUGAAUAAAUGAAGAAGGUACUUAAAAUCUUCUACUAUAACAUUUCCUCUUGAUAAUAUUCCACUAUCAAACUCACCAUCUUUGGUUUAAUUACUGUGCCUUCACUCAGCAUUUGACUCAAACAUAGCUGGUUUUGUGCAAAUACAGAAUCAGAAUUUUUAGGACUUUGAGGGAAGAAUGGCAGAGCCACAAUGUUAUCGUGACUGCACACCUGCAAAACAAGUAACACCCACACAGCAUAAUUAGCUUCCAAUUUCAGAAUCUGAUUAGAAAAUGGAAGAUGCUUUUCCUCAGGUUAAAUCAGCACAAUUAGCAUUGGGACUUCCGUAUUUGAGAUGAGUUCUGUUCUUAGAAUUCAGCAGGUCCAUGCUAAGAGGAAACAGAAUUCAACACUUAAGCUUUGUAGGUUGUUGAUGUUUCAACUUCAAGUAAUACUAAUUUCCCUCAUCUACAUGAAGGCUUGCUCUACCUGAGAAAUCCUCACCACCCUAGUGACCAGUGUCCUGCUCCUCUUCACAAACUGGAAUACAAGAAAAUAAACUUUUCAUUGCUUUAUAA